Corticium candelabrum is the source of this 1858-nucleotide messenger RNA. RefSeq lists its product as uncharacterized. Bases 107 to 1663 code for a protein of 518 amino acids. Lineage: Eukaryota; Metazoa; Porifera; Homoscleromorpha; Homosclerophorida; Plakinidae. The transcript is spliced from 8 exons. The record is from RefSeq and is a predicted model, not a curated record.
CGUACAAAGCAACCAAGAGUUACAGUUUGUGCUGCUAUCGCUGUACCAGAGUUGGCAAACUUUAUCACAAUUAUAUUGUACGCUAUAGUUUGUUGCUCUAACAGCAAUGCUCAACAAGCAAACAAACUGUUAUCUUCUUGUCUUUCGAUUAUGUAUUGUUGUCGCUAUUUUGGAGUCGCUUUCUUGUGACCAAACAGUCGUUUGCCCUACACACGAAGAAGAUGUUACGCUGUACAAGAGAAGUAUUACGGUGUACCAACUUGUUGGCACUAACAUUGUAUUCACCCCUAAUCGAUCCGACAUCAAACUAGGAUCUGCAUCGUCUCAAAAAUAUUUUUGGACCGUCAACGCUUUUGAAAGUAAUUUUACCUACCAGUGGCUAAAAGAAGUCAAAUCAUCAACAGGAAAGAAAAAUCCGGAUAUCUUCAAGUCGUUGUACAAACGUCUCCGCUCUUUAGCUAUAACAAAGAAACACGAUGGUGCGCGAUUAACAUAUACUGUUCGACUAACAAAUUCUUCGAGCUUUCAUUCUGAAACGGCAACUCUACGUAUAGGUGAACUACCUAGUGUUUCGAGACAAUCAAGCAUUUUGAUAGGUGAAUUAGGAUCUAUUGUCGAGGCUUGUUUCAAUGUCAGCGGAAGUCCCAAGCCUUUACUAAGAGUUCACAAAGAUAGCAAUGACAGCAUCACUGCGAUUUCUACCAACGUAACGAGAAACUGCGUCUAUUUUGGACCUCUGGAAGUCAGUGACGCUGGAAAUGUUAGUGUCACAGCAGAAAAUUGUUUUGGACAAUCAAACUUCACUCUUCAAUUUCAAAUUAUCCAAAAACCGUCUCCUAGUCCAACUGUUUCAAGACAUACCUCUCAAUCUAGAGCACAUACAACGCAACUCCCAACAAACAAUAGAAUCAAAACACAAACACAACAAAUACAUAAUCAAACAACUGAUUUUUCCUUUUCAGCAUUCAUUUUGAGUAGCAAUGGAGGAAGUGUGGUGUCGAGUAACUCGAAAAUAACUAUGUCUGUUAAUUCCACACUAAUAAUGCAAUAUACUUUGACCAAUUUGUACGAUAAACUACACAUUCGUCACAAUGAGAGGGCAACGGAUCGUGUGUUUGACCGCUAUCCAUUUUUAAUCAUACCAAACGUACAACAAUCAGACAGUGGAAUAUACGAAAUCAUUGCAAGAGAUAGAAAUGUAAAUACAAGUCUGUAUUUUACGCUUCAAUUAAAGGCAUCACCUUCUACAACGGACAACUUAGCUACACCAUCAAGUCACAACGUGCUUGAGCUACGUGACACGUCGGAAAAAAUUGAAGUGUGGACUACAGCACUCAUUGUCGUCUCGGUCUGUAUUUUUGUCUUUGGUCUACCAACUGCUUUCCUUGUUUACAAAUAUCGUCAACGCUUGAAUUUGUUGACUCGCAGGCUAGCCAACUCAAGUGAAGGAGAACAGAGAAGUACCACAUAUUCCAACGUUGAAGACGUCAAGCAGAAAGCGAUCUUUACUAAACGUGGGGAAACAGUGAGUUUAUCGAAUUCGACGGCUGCAUGCGGCGACGCUGUCUACGAAUGUGUCAAAGAGGAUCAAGUGCGACAAGCCACAAUCGAAUCAUCUCAUGAUGUUAAUCAAGGCUAUGCAGCUUACGGAAUAACAGUUUAAUCUCAACUUUUUGAAGUACUUUUUGCUAAGAGUGUUUGUUAUUCAGUUGACUUUAACGCAUGUAUGGCAAACAUCUGAGUAACUGUCAAGUAGCUAUAGAUCUUUUUUUCAGCAUGUUUUUGUGUUAAUAACGUAGAAUAGGAAGAGUCUAUGCAUUUUGCAAAAAGAAGUCUAGUUGUAAGGCAAAUUGAAAGC